Molecule: messenger RNA, 848 nt
Organism: Trametes versicolor FP-101664 SS1
Lineage: Eukaryota; Fungi; Basidiomycota; Agaricomycetes; Polyporales; Polyporaceae
Product: DUF427-domain-containing protein
Exons: 4
Coding region: 87-848 (253 amino acids)
Source: RefSeq, a predicted model, not a curated record
CGCUCUCCCACCGCCCAGCACACAUAUAUAGCCCUCUUCUUCGUCCACCUUCACAUCGAACAGAGAGACCGCUGGAGUGCACCGCCAUGGCCCGGUACUCAUUCCCAUACGCUCUGCCGCACAUCGAGCCCUCGCCCAGACGUGUGCGCGUCCUCUUCGGUGGCGAGUACAUCGUCGACACCACAGAUGCUCUCCUCGUCUGGUUAAAGCCGAACUACCCGUUCUACUUCUUCAAGACGAAGGACAUCCCGCAGAAGUACCUCGUCGACGCCUUCCAGUCUCAGAAGCACCACCUCUACGACAUCGUCGUCGGGAACCGCCGCGCAGAGGCCGCAGCGACGCUCUACCACGACGACGAGCUUGACGGGCUCAUCCAGAUCGAGUUCAGCGUCAUGGACGCCUGGUUCGAGGAGGACGAGCAGAUCUACGUGCACCCCAAGGAUCCGUACAAGCGCGUCGACGUCCUGCAGUCAUCGCGGCACGUCCGCAUCGAAAUCAACGGCGUCGAGGUGGCCAACACAACACGCCCCCGCCUGCUCUUCGAGACGAGCCUGCCUACGCGGUACUAUAUCCCGAAGCCGGAUUGCAAGCUCGAUCUCCUCGUGCCCUCCGAACUAACCACGCAGUGCCCAUACAAGGGGACUGCGAACUACUAUAACGUGCAAUUGCCUUCUGGGGAGCUGGUGCAAGAUGUCGUCUGGUGGUACCGGAGUCCGCAACCCGAGUGCGGCGAGAUCAAGGGCUGCGCGGCGUUUUACGAUGAGAAGGUCGACGUGUACGUCGAUGGCGUCCUCCAGGAACGUCCGGAGAGUCCCUGGGCUGCUAGCAGACGCGCUAGUCAUGUCUGA